AUGAAUUUAAUAAACUUUAUUAUUUUUUUAACAAUUCUUGUUGCAUUAGUAUUAGCUAAACCAUAUAAUAAAAUUUGUGGUUUACCAAAUGAUAUUCAUAAAUAUCCUAAUUAUGUUGUUGAACAGUUACAAAUUAUAUGGAAAUAUUAUAUUCCAUCAUCAAAUUGUGAUGCAAAAUACCUGUUAACACAAAAUGUUCUUAGAUUAUAUAGUGAUAUAGUUGAUCAUCUUUCUGAAACACAAGAAUCUACAUUUAUAAAUAUCAAACCAGAUAAUGAAAAUUUUCAUAAUACUGAACUAUCAAAACCUGCUCAAGCAUUAGGUUCAAAAAGUAUGCCAAUUAUUGAAAAACCUGAUUACCACACACAACCAGAACAAUCAUACUUUUUUAGUACUUCUGGAAAUUAUGAUUCAAAAGGGCCAACUGCUCCUGUAACUACUAUAGGUGAAGAUGCUCCUGGACCAUAUUUAAAUACAGAACAGGCAACAUUUCUAAAGCAUGUUACACCACAAGUUAGGGAUAUGUUUCUUAGAUUAUUUUAUGAUACUGAUAUUCCAUCAGAAAGUUUAAGAGAUCAUAAAUUACAUAUGUUGGCAGUGUCUAUGCUAGAUACAGAAACUUUAAAAUCAUUUGAUACAUGGGCUGUUGCAAGAAGAAAAGCAUUAAAAGAUAUUUCUUCAAGUGUACCAAAGAAAAAACUUUUAGUUUAA
Molecule: messenger RNA, 711 nt
Organism: Strongyloides ratti
Lineage: Eukaryota; Metazoa; Nematoda; Chromadorea; Rhabditida; Strongyloididae
Exons: 2
Coding region: 1-711 (236 amino acids)
Source: RefSeq, a predicted model, not a curated record